AUGAGUUCGUUAAUCAUUGUAUUUUUCGUUUUCGCAUUGGCGGUUUAUAAAUUGCUUAGAAGGAAGACCGUGCGGUGGGUGAAAACGAAUAAAUAUGGCGGAGUCGAGACGGCCAUUCUAAGGACCGCACCGGGGCCCGUUUGCUGGCCCAUUUUCGGGAGUCUACACCUUCUGGGCAGCCACGAGUCGCCCUUCCAGGCCUUCACUGAGCUAUCGAAGAAAUACGGCGACAUUUUCAGCGUCAAAUUGGGCAGCGCCGAUUGCGUGGUCGUUAACAAUUUAUCUCUGAUCAGGGAAGUUUUAAAUCAAAACGGCAAUGUGGUGGCGGGACGACCGGACUUCCUGCGCUUCCAUAAGCUCUUCGCCGGCGACCGGAAUAACUCUCUGGCCCUGUGCGACUGGUCCAAUCUCCAGCUGCGCAGGAGGAACCUGGCGAGACGGCACUGCGGUCCCAAACAGCACACCGACUCCUACGCCAGAAUCGGCACCGUCGGCACCUUUGAAUCUGUCGAGCUAAUUCAAACCCUCAAAGGAUUGACCAGCAGAUCGGACGCCAGCAUCGAUCUGAAGCCGAUACUGAUGAAGUCCGCCAUGAACAUGUUCUCAAACUACAUGUGUAGCGUCCGUUUUGAUGACGAAGACCUCGAAUUCCAGAAGAUUGUCGAUCACUUCGACGAGAUAUUCUGGGAGAUCAACCAGGGCUACGCUGUCGAUUUUCUGCCGUGGUUGGCGCCGUUCUACAAAAAGCACAUGGAGAAGCUCUCCAACUGGUCCCAGGACAUCCGAUCCUUCAUCUUAUCGAGGAUCGUGGAGCAACGCGAAAUAAGCUUAGACACGGAAGCUCCGGAGAAGGACUUUCUGGACGGCCUCCUCAGGGUGCUACACGAAGACCCGACCAUGGACAGGAACACUAUUAUCUUUAUGCUCGAAGACUUCCUCGGGGGGCAUUCGUCUGUUGGUAACUUAGUCAUGCUGUGUCUGACCGCUGUCGCCAGAGACCCGGAGGUCGGCAGGAAGAUUCGUCAGGAAAUCGACGCGGUGACCAGAGGCAAAAGACCCGUAGGUCUCACCGACCGCAGCCAUUUGCCGUACACCGAGGCCACCAUCUUGGAAUGUCUCCGGUACGCGUCCUCGCCCAUCGUGCCGCACGUGGCCACCGAGAAUGCCAACAUAUCCGGGUACGGAAUCGAAAAGGGUACUGUCGUUUUUAUCAACAACUACGUUCUGAACAAUUCCGAACAGUACUGGUCCGAGCCGGAGAAAUUCGAUCCGAGCCGUUUCCUGGAGAAGACCAGGGUCAGGACGAGACGCAACUCCCAGUGUGACUCCGGCCUGGAGUCCGACUCGGAGAGAGCGCCCGUCGGCAAGCCGGACGUCGAGAGGGAGAUGCUUUCCGUGAAAAAGAACAUACCCCACUUCAUACCCUUCAGCAUUGGUAAGAGAACGUGUAUCGGUCAAACUAUGGUCACGUCGAUGUCUUUCACGAUGUUCGCGAACAUCAUGCAGUCCUUUGAGGUCGGCGUCGAGAACAUUAACGACCUCAAACAGAAGCCGGCGUGCGUGGCCCUACCCAAAAACACAUACAAAAUGCAUUUGAUACCUAGGAAGUAG
Bombyx mandarina (wild silkworm) is the source of this 1611-nucleotide messenger RNA. RefSeq names its product cytochrome P450, family 307, subfamily a, polypeptide 1 (gene Cyp307a1). Lineage: Eukaryota; Metazoa; Arthropoda; Insecta; Lepidoptera; Bombycidae. The record is from RefSeq and is a predicted model, not a curated record. Gene Ontology annotation, molecular function: heme binding; oxidoreductase activity, acting on paired donors, with incorporation or reduction of molecular oxygen; monooxygenase activity.